Messenger RNA from Jatropha curcas, 444 nucleotides. The record is from RefSeq and is a predicted model, not a curated record. NCBI's taxonomy places the organism in Eukaryota, Viridiplantae, Streptophyta, Magnoliopsida, Malpighiales, Euphorbiaceae.
AUGGCAUCAUUCAGUCCCCUUGCAAACAUCUUAACCCAAAAUAAACUUGAGGGUCCAAACUAUGUUGACUGGAAGAGGAAUUUGGACAUUUUGCUUACUGCUGAGGAGUAUCAGUUUGUGCUUACUGAAGUUUGUCCUGAAAAACUCGGUGAGAAAAACCCGCAUCAGACGAUGGACACAGCUUUUGACAUGCUCGAAAAUCUCAAGGAGAUGUUUGGAGAUCAAACUAGUGCAGCAAGGCAAAACGCACUGAGGGAGAUUCUUACUUCCAAAAUGGAGGAGGGGACCCCAGUUAGAACUCAUGUCUUGAAGAUGAUGAGUCUUCUGAAUAACAUGGAGGUUCUUGGUGCUGAGGUUGACAAUGCUACACAGAUAGAAAUGAUCUUGAACACUUUGCCAGCCAGUUUUCAGCAGUUUCGUUUGUUGAACUAUAAACAUGAAUAA